Psilocybe cubensis is the source of this 780-nucleotide messenger RNA. RefSeq lists its product as uncharacterized. The transcript has 4 exons. Bases 1 to 780 code for a protein of 259 amino acids. The record is from RefSeq and is a predicted model, not a curated record. Lineage: Eukaryota; Fungi; Basidiomycota; Agaricomycetes; Agaricales; Agrocybaceae.
AUGAAUAGGACACCGUCGUCGCCAACGACGCCUGUGCGCCGCAAGAAUCCCGUCCUUCCUGGCUUCCGCGCACCACCGCGGCCUAAUCAGCGGCCUAUUGCGCAAAUGACGGUGCGUGAGCUACAGGAUCGUCAUAAUUUCAACGCAAAGCUUUUGGCUUCCCCUGAAGCUUCUACAUCUACCUACGCCCAGCGUGUGCUUGCAGAGCAGAGUGAGGUCGAGUCCCGAUUACUCGAGCUCAAUGGAAUGGAUGUUAUCAACUCCGGACUGCGUAGAACUCGGAUCGGAGACGAAGGACCAGCGGGGGAUUCUUCGCGCGAACCAACAAGUCGAACACUAGCCGCGAAACAGAAAGCUCUUUCCCAAUUCGUCAGCAACACCCACAAUUCGUCUAGCCAUGUUGGUUCUCUCAGUAUGCAAGAGGCAAUACAACUAGAGCAACAAGCUCAUCUACAAGAUAAGGAACGGCAGGAACGAAUAGCCGAAAAGAGACGGCGUCUUGGAUACCCCGUCGAAGGGGAAGUUCUUACUCGACAAGAGAGAGAGGCCCGUGUAUGGGCAUACUUUAACCACAAGCCAACCGAAUCCGACAUGGAGGAUGACGACGACGACGAAGAUGACGAAGACCCUGCAAGCUGGUUUGAAGACGACCAAGACGAUGGUCGGAAAGGUCAGGAUAUUGUGGAACCAGAUAUGGAAGACCUAUCGGAUAUAAUACGAAUCGACGAGAACAAACUGCGGUAUGGUUCCUUCUAUGAACCUCGCGAUGACGGAGACUAA